AUGGCACUAAAGAAGCAUACUGGCAAUGCUCUCUAUGCCCCCUCAGAGCGAACGAGAUUGCCUGCAGUCACACACCAGGUAGCUGAAGAGGAGGAAAUUGCUACAGCGGACGCAUUCUUUGGGGCUACACGAGGCGAUGAUGCUGGACCAGACGAGGCUGCUGGUACUGACACUGCGCCGAGGGUUGCACGGCCUCUACAGCAGCCGGCCGGACGGCGGGGUGAACGUGGAGGGGCUACAUCAUGGGCUACAGCUACACCAGGGGCGACAGCUACAGCUCCAUGGGGUGGACGUGUACGUGCUACACCAGCAUUCAUGCAAGGACAUAAGGCGAUGUUUGGUUCUUUUCGCAACAGUGGGACUGUGGGUUAG
Molecule: messenger RNA, 372 nt
Organism: Letharia lupina
Lineage: Eukaryota; Fungi; Ascomycota; Lecanoromycetes; Lecanorales; Parmeliaceae
Exons: 2
Coding region: 1-372 (123 amino acids)
Source: RefSeq, a predicted model, not a curated record